Paraglomus occultum is the source of this 390-nucleotide messenger RNA. Lineage: Eukaryota; Fungi; Glomeromycota; Glomeromycetes; Paraglomerales; Paraglomeraceae. The record is from the annotation of a GenBank genome assembly.
AUGCAGAUUUCAGAUGAAGACGAUUUCCAGAAGUUUGUUGAAGAUUAUAAAAACAAGGUCGCACUGUCAUUAAAAAAGGAUACGAAACGUGGCUCUACUGACCUCGACUGUCCCCCUCUUAUCCAAUCUUUGGUGCAACUCAUGUUAAGAAUAAUUCGACAUUUCUCUUCACAAUCAAUACCAGGCUCAAAUUCUCCGAAAAUCCGCAUUCCAACUCUUACUCAAUUCUUACACGACUCGGAUAAUGUACACGGAGAAGGAACUUAUUCACAAUUUGAGAAAGCAUUUGCAGAAGAGAAGGAUCUGAGUGAUAGAAACUUUCAAGAGUUAGGUGUGAACAAAAUCGGGUGGAAGAUUACGCUCAAACAGGCUUCAGCGCAAUAUAGUUAG